AACAGAAAGAACAAUGUGAUCCUGGUGGCAGAUGAGGCGAGAUUGUCGGGAUGGAUGUGACAAGUUUUGAAAUGAAUUAUGAUAUGUCAAUUUUUAAUUCGCUUCCGCAAUAUUGUUGAAUACUCUAAUGAGUCAAGAAUCGACCCACGGCCAGUACGUUCCGGAGCCGGAGCACGUGAGCGUGCACACGGAGAACACCGAGGGUUCGAGUUUCACACCUCCGGGUGACGGAGGGCAACAGCAGAAUCAACCUGAGCCGGCGGGACAGCCACCAGCUGUACCGCCGCCAGUCGUACCACCUCCAGUGAUGCCACCGUUGGCGAUACCGCCGGUGGCCUACGAGCAGAUGUUCCCGGCCAUGAUGGCCCAUUAUAUGCAGCACAUGGCGCAGCUUAUGCCCAUGUUCCAGCCACCGCCACCACCACAGCCGCAGCUGCGCAUCGUUACCUUCAAGACGUUGAAGGAUAAUGGAGCGGAAGAGUUUCGAGGAGACAAGUUGGGGGAGCCCCAAAUUGCAUUGGAUUGGCUUGACCAGAUGGACUGGGUACUCAAGAAUUUGAGAGUCCCAGAUGCUGAUCGCUCAGAGUUGGCGUCACAGAUGUUCCGGAAGGGAGCAUAUGAUUGGUGGAAGCGCAUUGACCAGGAUCCACACACGCCCAAGCCAUGGACCUGGGAUCGCUAUGAUCGAGCCUUCACGAAGGAGUACGUCCCCACCCGGUACCGCGAGGAGAGGCGCGAUGAGUUCUAUGGGACGAGUCUGGUCUCCACUCCGGAGGAUCGUUUGAAUGAGUUCGUCAAGAAGCUACGGCCGGACUUGAGGCCGUACGCCGCGCUGAUCACGACGACAGAUUUUAAUGCGGCGUAUGAUUUGAUUGUGAAGACGGAAAAGAGCUUGGACGAUUUGCAGGCAACCAAGAAGGAGGAUCGAGCGACGAAAGACCCGCGACCCGCGGCUAGCACCGGGCCGAGCGGGAAGAGUUUUGGAUUCGGGGGAAAGAGGUGUCCGUUGUCCGUGCAAGGGAAGCAAUUCUCUGCAGAUUUGAUAGAGCUACCACACAAGGAGUUUGACAUUAUCCUUGGUAUGGAUUGGCUCACCGAGCAUAGAGCAGUGGUCGGCUACAGUUGUCGGACCGUACGGCUGAGAGCCGAGGACGGUAGCGACGUAUCACUCUCCGGGGAGGUGUUCCCCAAGACUCCCGAGUUUAUAUCGUCCUUGAGCGCGAGGCGCUUGAUUCACAAGAAGUGCGAGAUGUUCCUGUGUCACGUUCAGGAUAUGAGAAAAGAAUCACCACGUCAGCAGGACAUUCGUAUGGUUUGCGACUUCCCCGAUGUCUUUCCCGAAGACCUACCUGCCGCCAGUCGCUGCCUAGCGUCGCCAAGCCUCCACCUCCUCGCCGCACCAGCCAGCUGCGGCCUUACCGUCGCCGGAAGCACGUCGCCUACAGCCAGGGUCGGCGCCGCCGCCGACGGUCUCCAAUCGCCGCUGUUUCGCCUUCGCCGGAAGCCGCCGCUCCUCGCCGUCAAGUGCAGUGCCGCUGUUUCAUCCUUUGCCGGAAGUCCUUCGCCUCCACUGCCCAGCGCCGCCGCUGCUUCCUUUGCCAGUAGCCGCCGCCAUCAUCGCCGUCGGGUGCAGCGCCGCCACGCCGAGCGCUGGACGUCUCCUCCUUUGCCGACGUCCUUCCUCGCCGUCGAAUUGCAGCGCCGCCAGUCGCUGCUCAUCGCCGUCGAGUUGCCGCUCCACCACUGUCGCCGGCGUCCGUCACCGUCGCCGCAUCCAGCCGCUGCCUCGAGUUGAUAUCGCCGGGAGAUUAACCUCCACGCCGGAUUGAUUGGUCGAUUUCGUAUUUUGACUCGAUUUGACCCAUUCGUUUCAUUUCGUUGAUUUGUCUUCCGUUCGAGCUAUCAAUUCGAUUUCGGCGUAAUCCAGGUCCGUACUAUGAAGUUAAUAGCAUUUAGAAUAGAUUUAAUGGUUUGGA
Cuscuta campestris is the source of this 1976-nucleotide messenger RNA. Lineage: Eukaryota; Viridiplantae; Streptophyta; Magnoliopsida; Solanales; Convolvulaceae. The record is from the annotation of a GenBank genome assembly.